Talaromyces proteolyticus is the source of this 1829-nucleotide messenger RNA. RefSeq lists its product as uncharacterized. The coding region runs from base 93 to 1517 and encodes 474 amino acids. The transcript has 2 exons. The record is from RefSeq and is a predicted model, not a curated record. Gene Ontology annotation, molecular function: DNA-binding transcription factor activity, RNA polymerase II-specific; zinc ion binding. NCBI's taxonomy places the organism in Eukaryota, Fungi, Ascomycota, Eurotiomycetes, Eurotiales, Trichocomaceae. Gene Ontology annotation, biological process: regulation of DNA-templated transcription.
UCAUCUUUUAGUCUUUUACAAGAACAUACCGUGAUUUCAAGCUAUAUGGCCAACGGGAUCUCUGUAAUUGUAUCACCGCUAAAAAUCGCAUCAUGGCCACCUCAGGCCCUACGAAGCGUGCCUGUGAUGAAUGCCAUGCAGUGAAAGAGAAAUGCCGACGGUCAGAUCCCUCUGCUGUGUGCGAAAGAUGCUCCCGCAUAGGACAGUAUUGCCAGACAGUACGAUGCGCUGUAAAGCCGGGACGGAAAUCGAAGAUGUCGAAAAAAGUGCCUUAUACGCUUCCAACUUCAUCCGCCUCCAUUGCGCUCACUUCGUUUCCAACGUGCGAGAAAACGGCACUGUCUCUCCCAUGCCUAUCUUGGAAUUCGGGACUUGCGAGUAAUCCAAUGAUAUUAUCAGAUCUGGAUCCUGUGGAACGUCACUUCUUGAAUUUGAUGAAAGAUAUUCUGGCUCCAUCACCCCUGGACAAAUUUCUCGUGUGUCCAAGUUUUCACGAGUCGGAUCACUCUUUGUUCAUCCAGAAUAUCAUCCAACCGACAUCCGUCGUCAGAAAUGCUACAGUUGCAUGUGCUGCAGUUUUUUUUAGAGAUCAACUCCCCGAGUACUCCAAGCCAAGUGUUGAGAUAGGACACAGACGUGCUGCCCUGGCGCUGUCUGCUCUUCGCUCUUUCAAAAUAUCCGGCGAGCGGGACUUGGUAACGGCACUGAUACUAGGGGUCGCAAUGGUUACCUUUGCGAUGCAUGUUGCAGAAGGUCAACCGUAUCUCAUUUCGCAUUAUACACUGAGUCUCAUCAAAUCUCAACAUAUGGAUCUAUCAACGCUAGACCCUUCCAUGAUAGGCUUUCUUAUGUGCUUGACCAGUACGGAGACGUUUGAGUGUCUUUUGCGAUCAAGCAUUCCGACAAUGAGAGUUGACCUUGAUGGAAAAGACAGAGUCGAUCGCUAUCUUGGACUCAGCUCCCCGAUAUUAACUUACUUCUACGACAUCUGUGAGAUAAGUUGCUCGAUUCGACACGCAAAAGCAGUGCUUCCAGAGAUCCUUCAAAGAUUGAAUGCAAUACACGCCGGUGUCGACCAAUGGCAGCCGUCAACACCUGUCGACUUUCUUGAUCAUUUUACACAAGCCGAGGUUGUGGCAAUAUUGGCACAAUCCAGAGUCCUGCGUCUUGCUGCUUUACUUAUCAUUCGUCGGCUAUAUCAUCCCUAUGGGCAAUAUGACCUAGAGGCUGUUAUGCUAUCCCAGGCUAUUAUUGGUGAGUUUGAGAUGGUACUCCAAUUAACCCAACGAUCUAUCCCAUGCACAGAACUUGCUUAUCUGGUUUCCUGCUUCGAACUUCUUGGGACAGAUUCAAGAAUAAGGGCAAUUGAAAGGAGUGAGCAUGUCAUCACAUUCUCAAAGCAGAUGCGGUUGCGGUUCCAAAUCAUUCUGGGCUCAAUAUGGAAUGCAAGAGACCGCGGAUGCAAAUUCUACUGGUUUGAGUUGAAUGACUACGUAGAUACGCUAGGCAUUCAGUGACAAUUAAACGGGGAUGGCUUCACUUUCAAGGUUGAACACCUGUCGCGCUGGCUCAUUUUGGCAAGUCUCAGACGGCAGUCGUGUUAAUCUUCUAGAUGGCGAUGGGUUUUCGCCCGGAUUGCUUCUGUGUCGCUUCGGGGGGAGGCAGCUGUUUCUCGUCAAUGUAGUCCGCAUCAUGCUCUGAUGGAACCGAGUCCGAAUCCGAAUCGUUGUCAUCUUCUAGCAUCGGGGCUAGCCAGCCCCAUCGUGAAAUGGUAAUGAGCGUUUUAGGAUGUGGUGAGGCGAUGUGACGGAGCUGGUAUAACCACCGCU